Symbiodinium sp. CCMP2592 is the source of this 6681-nucleotide messenger RNA. The record is from the annotation of a GenBank genome assembly. Lineage: Eukaryota; Dinophyceae; Suessiales; Symbiodiniaceae.
AUGGAUCCAUUCCGUGCAGUAAAUCUUCUCAAUGUGCAAGAGAAGAUUGAAAGCAUCUCCUCUGGAGGGGACUCAGUUUAUCUUGGCACUGCAAUCGGGAACAUUCUGCAGCUGUGGCCUCAAGAUCCUCCAGAAGCCGCUGCACUUAGGGGAGCCGUGGCCCUCGGUUCAAAGCGGCCUGUCGAGCAGGUUUGUGCCACCUCCCGCUUUGUUUUCGCCAUAUCAGAUGGAGUCCUCUAUGUGCUUCGGGCAGAUGUCCAAUCGGCCACGCCUGUGGAGCUGUGCAGAGACGCGAAGAACAUGUGUCUGCACACGGGCUCGGGUGACGAAGCGGCAAGCCCUGCAGAGGUAUGUGUGGCGAUGCGGAAGAAAUUGGUCCUGUUCAGUCACAACGGCAGCAACUUCGAGCAGAGACAGGAAUUUCCGACGAAUGAGGCGGCUUUGGCCCUCGCAUGGCAUCAGUCGUUGAUAUGCGCCGGCUUUCGUAGAGAAUACAAGCUCUACUCCGAAAGGACCGGCCUUGCUUGGGAGGAUGUUUGCCCUCUGGAUGGAAAGCACACUCCGCGAAUAGCUGUCUUGCCUGGAACCGAGCUCUUGCUGCUGAUUCAGGAGAAUGUUGGCCUCUUCUACAAUCUCAGCACGAAGCAGCCAUCGCCCAAAAACAUGGUCACGUGGCCAAGGAAAGUCACCCAUCUGGGUGCAUCCGCAAAUUAUGUCUUUGGCAGCUCUGGCCUGGGUCAACUGGACAUUUUUGGCAUCCAAGAUCAGAAGAAUUGUCAGACUCUAACAUUGGAUGGCGUGACGGUGUCUAUUUGCCAAGCAGGUGCCGGUCGGGCUCUGGUAGCCGCUGAGACGUCAGUGACCUGCUUGAGCCCAAUUCCAUUUGACAAACAGGUAAAGAAACUCCUCUUGCAAGUCCGCAUCAAUGAUGCCCGAGAACUCAUCACUGCCACAUACGGUCCAGAGGACCCCGAGAGACAACUGCAGCUGCAGCGCUUUCAAAAACUGGCUGGUUGGGCAUUGUUCAGGGAUCUGCAGUUUCUGCAGGCUUUCGAACACUUCAUGUACUGUGUCGAUUUUCGGGUGGACCAGGUGUUGAUGUUUUGGGGUCGCCACCUACCAGCAGGAUGGGAGCCAGCUACCGCGAGGCACGAAGAUGAUGGGUCUCCCGAGCCAGUUGACAUCAUGGACUUCGUCCGCAGCAGACUUGCAGAACGGCAGCCACCAGAGGUCGGUGAUGCUGCAGUGUCAGCAAAUGUUGGCCUGGCCAAUGCAGCCGCCGUGUCCUUUUUGCUGAAGCAGCGCGAAGCCAUCCUGGGCCAGGAACGCCUACCCCAAGACCAAAGGACACAGGGUGCGAUAUCCCCGGCAUCCUUGUUGCGUGCAAUGGACACGUUGUUGCUGAAGUUGCUCCUGGAAGCAGACGAGGAUGACGUUCGACUCACUGAAGUUCUGGAGCGUGGUGUUAGAUGCAGGGUCGAGGAUUGCGAAGGUUUUCUGAGAGAACGUGCCAGAGUGGAUGUACUGGCUCGCUUGUGGAAGGCCCAUUCCAUGUACGACCUUGUUUUGCGCGAAACAAGCGCGAUGUUGGCCGGUGGCAGGAGGGAUGCUCGUGCGGAUGCUGCUCUUACUCAGAUGGUGGAGGCACUGAGGAGCGCGCGACGAGCUCCCAAUGGAGCCGACUUGCUUCGCGAGUACGUACCGCAGCUGCUGUCCAUAGAUGCUGAAGCUGUUCUUCCAGUGGUCGUGACGACAGGCAGAGAACGCGAGAUGCCGCUGGAAGCAGAUGAAGUCCUUCGUCUCCUUCAAGGCCACGACUCGCUCGUGCUGUCCUUCCUCGAGGAUCUUGUCGUGAACAAACAGGCCGCGCCGCAUCACUGCGCGAAGCUGGGCCUGGCCUACGUCGCCAAGGUGGAGGAGGAGCUCUCCCUGCCUGGAGCACAGCGCAUGACGCAGACGAGAACCAAGCUUUUCAGGUUCUUGGAGGAAGCUGCUGGGGUCAAUGCAGAGCUGCUUCCCAAGCUCGCAGCUCUGCAAUUGCACGAGGAGCGAGUAAUCGUGUGUGGACGCGAGGGUCGGCAUCGCGAAGCUUUGCACAUCCUCGUCCUUGACUUGAAUGAUCUCUCUCGAGCAGAAGCUUAUUGCCGACUGGUAAUGGCAAGGGAGCUGCAACGUCCGGCAGCGACGGAUAUGUCGGUGUUCAGUGCCGAUCUGCCGGGUUGGGCCCGCGGAGUGGUGUUUGGGCCAAAGAAGCCCAUGUCCGGUGACAAAGCUUUUGAUGGUUUCCAGGACGCGACAUCUGCAGCGACAGACCGUGCCGAAAGAGCGCGUCCGUUGAUGCUCUUUCUGCAGAUCUUGUUGGAGGCCCACGAGGGAGCAGCCGCAAAGCCAGAAGAACACAAGAAGGUGGCAGCGGAGUACCGUGAUGCCGUGCUUUCCCUGCUAAUGGGAUAUGCUGCCCAUCGCGACCUGCCGCCCAACGAGGUGUUGGCAUGCUUGCCUGCGAAUUGGUCCCUUGAGGGCAUCUCGGACUACCUCAGCAAGUGCGCUCGACUCUGCUUGCACAGGCAGCGUGCUAGCAUGCUGGAAGAGAACCUGAGUUCUAUGGCCUAUUUGAAGACUUUCAGCGCUUGGGCCAAGGAACGCAUGAGAAAGGUAAACAUCACACUCGACAAAUGCUGUCCGGUUUGCAACAAGCGCUUUGUUGACAAGGAUUCUGUCGGGAAAGCCUUCGUUGCCUACCCGAACGAGACCUGCGUGCACUUUACGUGUAAGGACGGAUCUGACUGCCCGGCCACCACGAGCCCCUCAGAAACCUGGACCGCAGAAAAGGGCAAAGUGAAGUUUUUCCAGGCCCGAGCUGAAGUGAAAGAGCGACAGGUCUUGGGUGCAGGAUGUGGCUGGGGAUGUCCAAAGAUCAUUGACGAGUGGACGAGCUUCCGGGAGCAAGAAGACGGCUCUAUGGAGUUCGAAGUAUCGCCGUCAAAGCAAGGCGGAUCUGUAGCUGCUCACUUCAAGGUCAUCGACAUGCCACAGGCCUUUCAAGCAGAAGAGGUUGAAACAGAACCCGAAUCGGAAGACCGCGUGCAGGAGGAUUCGGCCACGGCCGCCGCUGUGAAUGCUUGCUCACAGUCUAAGCAAGUCAAGCUGCCAGAUGGGCGACUGGAGUGCGAGUUCUGCGGUCGCAAGUUCAAUCCGGCCAGCUAUGCGCGACAUCAACCUGUUUGCCAGAAGGUGUUUGGCAAAACUCGGCCGCAGUUCAUGCCAGCUUACACGGUAUCCAAGGCGCCAGCAGCUCGAGGACCAGGCACUGGGCAUGAGCAAAAUCCUGGUCCUCCCCUGGUGGAAACGAAGAGCGAAGCGAACAACGAUCACAACGAUCACCCGUGCAUGGGAGACAGCCGCAGGCCAUCGGCUGACGCAGCCGGUACUGUGCCGGACAGGAUUCAUCGAGCAGUCCCUUCGCGGGCCAGGACCACUUUUGCCUCGGCAUCGGAGACCUGGUCUCUGCAAGCGCCGAGGGGUCCAAUCUGCGACGACCUCCAGGAGAAGGAGCAAAGAGUCAGACAGGUCAUGGACGUGCAGAUGGAGGAAAUCCGCAACAUGCGGCAACAAGCCUCCGAGGACCCAGAGGAGCCACCCGCAGCUCCACCGGAACCCGACAGCGAAGGACACAGCUCGCCGAGUGCCAGGUCAGGGAGUCUUUGCAUUCCGCCCAAGGACGCCCCAUCUGCUCGCGAUCUCCGCCAGCGAGGCGAAGCAGCGCAGCGAGUAGAUGCCUCGAGCCAUGAAGCUACAACGGCUCCAGCACACGAGCGAGUGAGGAAAAGCUACAGACAUGAGGAGACACCGCUCCCACACAACCAAGCGCAGAAGGACGCACCCACAGGCUCCACAUCGAUUGGUCAAGGCACAGAGACGGUUCAGCAUCGUCCUGCUCCCGAGAAGGUGGCCCAACAGAUUCUGCCGGCUGAAGGAGUGGUGGCCGCGCCAAGUGUGUCAGAGCUGCACCUGAUGGCAUGUGAGGACUGCGGCCGCCGCUUCAACCCUUCCAGCCUGGAAAGGCAUCGCGCAGUGUGCCGGAGCGUGUUUGGCGGCAUGCAUAUGAGAUCGACCUUCGAAUCUCAGAAUCAGAGGCUGCGGGACGUCAAGGACCGCAAGGAGCGCGCAAGUGGCCCUGGUGCUGUCCUACCAUGUGAUGCCGCUGGACGGAACGAUCGUCGGACAAGGACAUCCUCAGACGCCGGCACGCCGGUGGCACAAGCUAGGGCAGCUAGAGCGACUUAUGCCGCGCCAGGGCCUGCACGGCCCGGUGCGACCCAGGAGUGUCCGCAAAGCGCAACUCUGCCGUGCGAGCAGGUCGAACAACGGCUGGCUCGCGGCAAAGCUGUCGCGGAACGGGCACAAGGAGUUUCCACUCCGCGACGGUCAGCUCUGCGAGAGUCUCUUCGAGAUGCCCCCAGGAAUGAGGAUCUACAGUCUGGCACUGGCCCUGGCCGCUCCUUCCGGCCGGCUGAAAAGCAUGCAAAGGUGUGCCAACAUGUUUAUCCAGCACACGGCGAUGCGAAGCGGUCAACUUGCAGUCGCCAGAGCCUCAAAAGGACUUCCCCCGAGGCAACGUGGCACACAGUUGGGUCUUCUUCACGGCCUUCUGGACGAGGGAGCACAGAGGCAGCAUCACCAGGUGCCAGCGGUAGGCGUGUCAGUUCCACACCACCUCGCACUCGGCAAGACAGGUUCGUGAAGAGCAGUACUUCAUCGACAUCUGUGCGAAACGCAGAGGGAGGCCUCGGUUCCGGCAGCGUGGAGCUCAUACAUCGGUCCGUCUCGGACAUCCUGACACCGCGAUCCUCUCAGGACCCUCAGAGUAAGCUGGACAUCUGGGAGCAGGAAGUCCAAGAGGCCAUCCAAGCCAUGACCGAAUCCAAAUCCGAGGCCUUGCCGACCUCCUCCCCUCAACACGGAGGUCUUCGCGGUCUGGAGGAGCGUGCGACUCUCCUCGAACGGGCACGGCUUGGAGUGAAGAUGGGCCAGCGGCCGCAGCAAGCCUUGGCUGGGUCAAUGUCGGAGACGAUUUUGCCCUGCGACCUCUUGUCAGAGUCAGUGGCUUCCGCUUCUUUCACUGCCUCUUCGCAGUGGAAAGACGCCGCCAGACCUUCAUUGACUCACAUGACCCAGGACUCAAUGCAACCUGCAGGCGGCCAUCCAGAUGUCCUCAGCAGAACGCAGCCUGCAGUCCCAUCCAUGAUGGAGGCGCCACUGUCUAGCCGCUCCCGCUACAGAGUCAUUGAGGCAAGCCAUGCAAGCCCUUCAAGGCGACCCAGCUAUCAGUCACUGGAGCUUUCAGGACAGGCUCGAUCCGGGCAGACAGCUGGCGCAUCGACAGGGCUAAGGCUGCCUGUGAGGCGCCGGGACUGUGAGGACUCUCGGCCUGCUGGAAACUGGACGCAGCCGAGCCAGGCGCCCGUGAUGGCGCCCGUGCAGGCGCAGGCGGCCAGGCCUGGCCUUGGCAGAGAGGAUCCAACUCCAGCCUACAGGAUUGCAGAUGCCCAGGCUUCCUCUGCAGCUGCCCCAGGGGUUCAUACGUCUGCCGAUAACCUGGAAGCGUACCAGCUUGUUGACGAUGACCUGGGUCGCUUAGUGCAGUGGACCCUCGGAAGCCAGCAGGAGCUGUGGGAAGUGCGCUUCGUGUUCACACAUGUCUGUGGUCCGAACGGGGGCACUGUCCUCGGCUUGGGAUUCGGGACGGCUGAUGCGAGAAUGGAAGAAGUGGACAUCCUGGAGUGCGAGAGCUUAGCAGUCUGCGAUGCCUACGAUGGCGAAAUCAACAUCCUGGGACAGCAAGUCAGCAAGGAUGGCUUGGACCUUUGUGAGCCGAGUUCUGGCACGUGCGAGGAAGAAUCCAUAACUGCGAUGUACGAUUCCUCCCAAGGGCUGCUCAGGUUCACGGUCGACUCGCGGAGAUGUCGUGGACAGUUCCGAGUGGACAUCACGAAGGAGAAAAGCAAGGUGGGCACCUUAGAAUGGAAGAGUAUCCGGGCAAUGCGGAGCCGUCUCCUGUCUCAGGUUCGCAUCGAGCUCAUAAGGCCAUGCCAGUUCCUCGAGACGAGCGCUUACUUCGGUGCUACAGACUUCCCCAGCGGAUGUGUCAUCUUUGAAGUGGACGGCCGCAAGCUGCGGGCAGACAAGUUUCUGCUGGCAGCUCGCUCGGUCUACUUUGAGCGUAUGCUCCAUACUGGCAUGAGCGAGGGAGCCGCAUCGCGAGUUCCCAUUCCGAGGGCAUCAGCCCCUGCUUUCGAAGCAGUUCUGCGAUUCAUCUAUUCCGCCGGCCAAGCUGGGCAAGUGCUUUUCGAGCACGCAGAUCCACUGGAAGUCCUGCACCUUUCAGUUGAGUUCCUGCUGGAGGAUCUGACCCGGCUUUGUGAAUGGAAGCUCAUGCAGGGACUGACGCUGGAAAAUGCUCUUGCCACUUUUGGAUCCGUGGUCACUGUCCGCAACCAGGUGCCGGCUCUGGUGGAAUCUUGCAUAGAAAGGAUGCAGGGCCGCAUGAAAGAUGUAGUUGGAAGCGAAUCCUUCAAAGAGCUCUGCCGUAGUGAAGUUGGCGUGCGGGAGUUGCUUCUUUCGCUCGAUGAGCCUCUCGCAAAGCGGCGUCGAAUGCUUCCUGGUGUCAGACCAGGCUGA